UUCCCGAUUCGCUUCCCUAUUCGUGUCGGCGUCGAAACUCUCCGAAGACGGUUCUUUCCUUGAGGGUAUUCCAGAAGAGGUCCAUCGUAAGGAGUUAAUCUACUGCAAAAGGCGAAAUCGAUCGUAAGGAGUUAAUCUAAGAUCAAACGGGAGGGAGAGAGAAAGAGAGAGAGAUGGAAGCGAACAGCGGCAGCGGAGGCCGGAGAGUGGACGGGAGCGCCAAGGCGAGAGUGGUGGAGCAGAUCAGCCAGGCGGUGCAGUCGACCUCUAAUCUCCUUCGCCUCAUGCAGGAGUCGUCUCCUUCCCAGGUUCAAUUGGCAAAGCUGCCAAAGAAUCUCUUGGCCAAAGUAUCUACUAUUAAGAACACCGGGCACGUCCUGGAGCAACUGCCUCGUGUCAUUUCUUCCUUGGAUGCUUACAUAGAAAGCAGCUUGCAUAGUGCUACGCAGCUGAUGCCUGUCACCCAGUUGCUUUCUAACAUGCAAAACUCUCAGCUCAAGCAUGCAUUUCCAGCCAGUCGGCAAGGUGAAGAGCCAAAAGAAAUCGAGUCAGCAAAAAUCGAUGAAGCCUAAUCUUCUUCUGGCGUUGGAAUUUCAUCCUUAAGUUGCAGAUUAGUUGCUAACAUUACCAAAUUUCAGCCUAAUAUUCUACUAUCGACGUAGAAUAUCUUUUCAUAUUGAUUUCAUAUUGCACUUGUAUCAAAAGACAUCAAAUGAUAUAACUUCAGCUUUUUUGAAUA
This is a messenger RNA of Zingiber officinale, 739 nucleotides long. Its product is annotated as tobamovirus multiplication protein 2B-like. Lineage: Eukaryota; Viridiplantae; Streptophyta; Magnoliopsida; Zingiberales; Zingiberaceae. The transcript is spliced from 4 exons. The record is from RefSeq and is a predicted model, not a curated record. Bases 174 to 572 code for a protein of 132 amino acids.